AUGGCUGCCAAUCCAGUUUUCAAUGCCCGCACACGUCACAUUAAGUUGGACUAUCACUUUGUUCGUGAAAAGGUUGCUCUUGGAAGUCAUCAAGUUUGCUUUGUUCCUUCUAUUGACCAACCUGCAGACCUGUUUACCAAAGCCCUUCACAAACUACAUCAUCAGCAUAUGUCUUCCAACUUGUGCAUCCUGUGA
Messenger RNA from Prunus armeniaca (apricot), 195 nucleotides. NCBI's taxonomy places the organism in Eukaryota, Viridiplantae, Streptophyta, Magnoliopsida, Rosales, Rosaceae. The record is from the annotation of a GenBank genome assembly.